ACCAUAAACCUUUCUCCUCUCUAUCACUGAUCAUCUCAUUCAUUGACACUUGCAAAUCCUCAUUCACUGACACUUGAAAAUCACACUUCAUACUCUUCUCAACCUCAAACUCAACAGAUUUUUCAUUCCGAAAUCUCUUCCAUAUAAACUUGCUUCAAGGGGAAAGGAAGCAUUCUCUAUGGAUAUCGUUUCUUCUAUCAUAUGUCUUCUAUUUUUUUCUACUCUUUUCUCAUAUUAUUUAUCAAAAAAACAGAACAAAAAAUAUAAAGGAAGACUCAAAUUGCCACCAGGCUCCAUGGGUUGGCCUUACCUUGGAGAGACUCUCCAGUUAUACUCCAAAGACCCAAAUAUUUUCUUUUCUAAUAAGCAAAAAAGAUAUGGAGAAAUAUUCAAAACACAUAUUCUCGGGUGUCCUUGUGUUAUGCUGGCAAGUUCGGAAGCGGCUCGAUUUGUGCUGGUGACUCAUGCUCACUUGUUCAAGCCCACAUAUCCGAAGAGUAAAGAGAAAAUGAUCGGGCCCUCCGCCCUGUUUUUCCACCAAGGAGACUACCAUAACCACCUCCGGAAGCUAGUUCAGAGUUCAUUAUCCCUCGAGCUUCUGCGGAAACUACUUCCUGGUAUUGAAGCCAUAGCCAUCUCAACCUUGGAGUCAUGGACCUCUGGACAAGUGAUUAACACUUUCCAAGGAUUGAAAAAGUUCGCUUUUGAAGUGGGCAUUUUAGCUAUUUUUGGCCACUUGGAGAAAAAACAGAGGGAAGAACUGAAGGAAAACUACUGCAUAAUAGAUAAAGGCUAUAAUUCUUUCCCUACAAAUAUUCCAGGAACUGCAUAUCACAAAGCUCUGCAGGCAAGAAAAAGGCUUAAGAAGAUCCUUAGUGAGAUACUCUCUGAGAGAAAGGAGAAAAAAUUAUUGGAAAAGGACCUUUUGGGGCAUUUGCUCAAUUUCAUAGACGAAAAAGGGCAAACUUUAACAGAGGAUGAAAUUUCUGAUAAUAUUAUUGGAGUUCUUUUUGCUGCUCAAGAUACGACUGCAAGCACUAUAACAUGGAUUCUCAAAUACCUUAAUGACGACCAGAAACUUCUUGAAGCCGUUAAGGCAGAACAAAAAGCAAUCUAUAUGGAAAAUGAUGAAGGAAAGAGGCCAUUGACAUGGGCUCAAACUAGAAAUAUGCCAUUCACAUAUAAGGUCAUUUUGGAGAGCUUGAGGAUGUCCAGCAUAGUGUCUUUCACCUUUAGGGAAGCUGUGGUUGAUAUGGAAUAUAAUGGUUAUCUUAUUCCCAAAGGUUGGAAGGUGAUGCCACUAUUUAGGAAUAUUCAUCACAAUCCAGAAUAUUUCAAUGAACCUCAAAAUUUCGAUUCACACAGAUUUGAGGUUGCCCCAAAACCCAAUACUUACAUGCCAUUUGGAAAUGGGGCCCAUUCUUGUCCUGGAAAUGAACUUGCCAAGCUGGAGAUGAUGAUUUUUAUCCAUCGACUGGUGACGAAGUUAAGGUACGAUAAUUACUACUAAUUUACCAAAAUCAUAAUAAAUAAAAUAAAAUAAUCUAUCCGGUAAAAUAACUAUUCCUGCACCAUGCCCUGAGCGAAAUAUUUCUCCAACUAAUGAUCGCUUUCAAACUUACUACUUAAAAGAUGUGUAAAUUUGUUAUUGUACGUGAAGAAGUUCAUAACGUCUUCAUAAUCUUGAUCAAUAGAGUAAAAUCGUCACAACAUAUUUUGUUGAUCUCGACUAGAAAGUCUAAGAACUAUAUCUAGAUCAAUCUACUUCAGUGAAGCCUCCAUUAGACAGUUGAUGUAUAAUAUUUAAAUCAUAAUUGAAACAAUUUUUAAGUCAAAUUUGAUUUUUUUCUUGUUUAACCCAUCAAGUUGGGUCAGUGUACGCACCAAUAUUUUAAAACUUUAGAACAUAAGCAUGGGUAAUCAUGUUACUAUAAGUAUCGAUAACAUGACAUAUCAAUUUAUUGGUGGAUAAAUUUACGAUA
Olea europaea var. sylvestris is the source of this 1982-nucleotide messenger RNA. RefSeq names its product abscisic acid 8'-hydroxylase 4-like. NCBI's taxonomy places the organism in Eukaryota, Viridiplantae, Streptophyta, Magnoliopsida, Lamiales, Oleaceae. The record is from RefSeq and is a predicted model, not a curated record. Gene Ontology annotation, biological process: sterol metabolic process. Gene Ontology annotation, molecular function: iron ion binding; heme binding; (+)-abscisic acid 8'-hydroxylase activity. The coding region runs from base 179 to 1510 and encodes 443 amino acids. The transcript is spliced from 8 exons.